AUGGAGAAAGAAAUUUGCUUGGUUACUGUGCAAUCGUCCUUCAAGGAAGUAAUUGACGAUGUGAAAAGCAACAGAUUAGAAAAGGACACCUUCUGGAUAGCUUUUCAGCCGAUUAAUGAAACAGAACUGAAUUCUAAGGAAUAUUUCAUCAAUGUGUCUAAGCAUGACAAUAAGUUAAUAUUUGCCUCAAAUAACAGAUUUGGUGAUGUUGAAAAGGCCUCAAUUGAAUUUAGAAUUAUGAAUGAAAAUAGCUAUGAAGUACUCUUCAAAAAUCAUAGAUACUUGCUUAAGACCCCAAACAAAACAAUAGAUUUGAAUAAGUUAGUAAAUGGAUCGAAUGGUACUGAUAUAAACAAAAAUAUAAAUGUGGCAUCAAUUGACCUAUCUAGUGACUUGAAAUUUUAUUCUAUUGGCGACAGCAAAGGAAACAUUUAUAUUUUAAAUUAUUCAAAAGAUAACCAAAUGGUUCAUUUUUUUAAAAAUUAUCAUGAUUUAGACGUUUCAAAAUUAAUCAUAUUUCCAUCUAAUAAAGUAUUAAUGUCAAAUUCUUUAGAUUACAAAACAAAAAUAACAAAUCUUGAAACUGGUGAAAUAGUUAGAGAAUUUCUAACAAACACACAAAAAGUCAAUGAUAUUAAAACCAUUGGCCAAAUUGGAAGAAAUUUUUUAACCAUUUCCAAUGAUUCAAAUGUUAAAAUUUUUGAUAUUGGUUCAAAGACUUUAGUCAAGAGCUUUUAUAGAGUGUCUAAUAGAACAAGUAUUGGAUCAAUGGUCUUAUAUAAUGAUCUAAAUUACGAAAAGAGACUUCAAAUAGACAAAAAUUAUAAAAAUUAUGAAUUUGAAACUAAAGGAAAAUUUAUAAUAACUGGUGAUUCAAAUGGUAGUUUAACUUCAUGGAAUUUAUUUGAUGAAUAUCAAUUUUUUUCAAUUUUAAACAGCGAUGAUUCAACUUUUUCAAUAACAGCCUUAGCUUUAAAUAAAGAUGAGAUUGAUUCAAAUGAAAAAAAUUCAACUUCUACUAAGGAUUUUUAUUUAGCGGUUGGUUAUGAUAACGGUAUAAUUAAAAUAUUCAAAUAUAACAAUGUAUUAUUGAAUAAGUUUGAAGAAAUUAAAAAAAUAAAAAUCAAUUUUGGAAAUCCUAUUACAUCGUUAUAUUUUAAUGAAAACUCUAUUAAAGGGAUCAAUGACCUAAUAAUUCUUUCUAACAAUCAAAUAUUAAUGUCGGUUGAAUUUAGUAAAUUAAUUGAACAAAACAAAUUAGAUAUAACUUAUUUCUGUGGUUAUAGUGAUAUAGCCCAGGUAAAUCAAAUCAACUUGAAAAAGAAUAUUGUAAAUUCAGACUCAAAUUUAUUAAUUGGUUGCAAAUAUGGUACAGUAUCCUUAUUUAGUUAUUAA
This is a messenger RNA of Ascoidea rubescens DSM 1968, 1395 nucleotides long. It is a transcript of the gene RPN14, whose product is annotated as Rpn14p. The record is from RefSeq and is a predicted model, not a curated record. Gene Ontology annotation, molecular function: protein binding. Lineage: Eukaryota; Fungi; Ascomycota; Saccharomycetes; Ascoideales; Ascoideaceae. The transcript has a single exon. The coding region runs from base 1 to 1395 and encodes 464 amino acids.